AUGUCCCGUCCACGACUGGGCUCGCGGCGCCGACUCAAGAUACGGAGGCGAAGAGAGCGCCAAGAGGCGGCGAAGCAAAACAAAAAGCAAGCCCAGGCUGCUGCCGAUCCAGCUCAGGCCUCGACCGCUGAAGCUGACACCGAAGCGGCCACCAAUGCUUCUGCUCUUAAUGCCAGAGAUACGACUGGUGAAACAGAGACUCAUCGUUGCAAGCAUCGUCAUCUUCCUGAUCGUCGCUACUACUAUCGCGAGGAAAAGUUUAACCAUCGCUUUGUUGCCCUUGAUCGGCGUCUCAAUGAACGAGUCAAUGAACGACUCGAUGUCAAUAUUGCAAAGGGACGUGCUGCCAUGGACGCAGACUAUCGUUUCCACAAUAAUGUCCUGCACCGUACCAAGGAACGUCUAGCAAGAAAAGAACAGGAAAUUGAGCGGACACUUCGACUGGGCUUGAGGUCCAUGGAACAAGAGGUCAAACGCCUCAAAUGGAAAGUGGACGAGAUACAACAGGAAAACCAGACUCUCCGGGAUGAAAUUGAGCGUGAGCGUCGCUACACUCGUCGCAUGGUGCAAGAGCUAUAUGAGUCUUCGGAUGCUCAAGAGACUGAUCGCUCAGACUGA
Molecule: messenger RNA, 618 nt
Organism: Fusarium mangiferae
Lineage: Eukaryota; Fungi; Ascomycota; Sordariomycetes; Hypocreales; Nectriaceae
Exons: 2
Coding region: 1-618 (205 amino acids)
Source: RefSeq, a predicted model, not a curated record